ACUCACUUGAAUCGGAAGUAACUCACAAAAAAGCACAAAAAACUCAAACAAAAGGGCAGUAUGUAAUUAUACCAGAUGGACAUUGUUUUUCAAAAACUUCCAGUUUUCCAAGCCGUAAAUCAGUUUGUUUCAGCCAAGCCCCAACCAAAGCCCAUAUAUAAUUCCGGCAAUUAAGCAACGAGAAUGGAUAAUGCGAAAUUAACAUAUUGCCGGAUCCAGAAGCUAAUCGAUUUAUAUCCAAAGUAUUUACACACGCAGUUUCGAUGACAAAUUCGUUGGUAUUUCGAGUUGGCGGCGGCGCUAAGCAGCAAAAAAUAAGUAAACGAAGCGAAUCCCAAAGUUCAUAUAAAUUAAAAGUCGCGACCGCGUUUUAAAACGCCUCAAUCGCUGCAGCGUUGCGUCGGUGUCUGGUUUUUCAGCGCGGUCAAACCAAACAUAUGUAUAUACAUAUAUUCGUACAAAAGACCGCCGGCCACAUACAAUAGCAAGUAGCAAAUGGAAUAAUAGAAGUAACAAGAGCGACGGUGACGAAAGCAUUUCGGCGAUAAUGGAACGAUAAAAGAGCCAAACUCAUGCCAUUUCGACUUCUGCAAUGAUAUUUCCCGCAGUCUGGCCGACGAUAGUACACAAAGACAGUCGCGUGCGACCCUCGGAAAAGUCGAAUGCCAAAGCCCCAAUGCCUAGUAUCGCAUAGUAUUUAGUCCACGGCAAACAGAAGAUAGUGCUGGCCCUACACUCGGAGAAACCAGAGUAAUUAGUGGGGACACAAAACCCGUUCACCACCCGCAAACCUGUCGAAAAAAAUUAACAAAAAGUCAAAGCCAAGAGCGAUCUCAACGAGUUAGUCUUCGAUCUGUCUCGAGACCAACGCGACUACCAACAACCAAAUCCGAAGCCGGCGAAACCAGAACCAGCCCAAAGUUCAAAUACGGAGAUUCGUUGGCUCAGUGACUCGGAGAAUCGCAGAUCCGAUCCCCUGGCAAUUCUACGCCUAUAAAGCCCGGCCAACAAAAUGCCGCGUUCGCAUUUCACCCGACGGCAUUGUCUCGCGAUGACGGGCGGACUAAUUGCAUCGGCGGUCAUAAUCUGGUGCGUCGCUCACUCGGCGGUCGAGUCGACGGCCAAGCUCUACGAUCCCGGCGCUGAUAAAUCCACGCUCGAGCUGCUGCAUGUGGUAUUCCGACAUGGACCACGAACGCCGGCGGAUACGUAUCCCAGGGAUCCCUAUGUAAAUGAGACCUACUAUCCCUUUGGCUGGGGACAAAUAACAAAUAAUGGCAAACGCGAGCUGUUCAACAUUGGUACUUGGCUGCGUAAGCGUUAUGGCAAAUUUCUGGCGCCCAACUACAGUCCCGAUUCGGUCCAUGCUCAGGCGACGGGAGUUCCGCGGACCCACAUGACCAUGCAGACCGUUCUGGCCGCCUUCUUCCCGCCCAAAGGCACCGACAUGGAGUGGAAUAGCCGGUUUAAUUGGCAGCCCAUACCUGUCUUCUCCCAGGAACUCAAUGAGGAUACGCUUCUGUUGGUGCGGAAACCAUGUCCGCGAUAUUUUGAGGCCCUCAACGAGGUCUACGAGUUGCCCGAGGUGAAAGCGGAAAUCGAACCGUAUCUGGAGAUGUUCAAAGAGCUGGAAGAGCACACGGGUCUGAGCUUUAAGGAACCUGAGGACGUGCAGUCCCUCUACUUGACUCUGCUCGCCGAACAGGAGUGGGGUCUGGAGUUGCCAGAAUGGACGCACGCAUACUUCCCGGAGAGGCUUCAGUUCCUCGCCGAACAGAGCUACAUCUACAACGUGUACACGCCCGAGAUGCAGAAGAUCAAGGGCGGACCCUUCCUCAAGAAAAUGCUCGAUGAGAUGCAGCAGAAGAAGAACGGAACCCUGAAACCCAGUGGCAGGAAGCUCUUCAUCUACGCUGGUCACGACUCGACGGUGGUGAACGUUCUUUCCGCCCUGAAGAUCUGGGAACGCCAGAUGCCUCGCUACUCCUCGAUGAUCCUGUUUGAGCUGCACAAAAACAAGGAGACCGGCGACUAUUGGGUGGAGAUCUACUUCCGCAACGAUCCCAAGGGCCAGGCUCAGAAGCUCACUCUGCCAGGAUGCGAGUUCCAGUGCCCCCUGGACAAGGUGCUCGAAUUCGCCAAGGACGUUGUUCCCACGGAAGCGGAUGACAAGCGUUGCGAGUCUCGAAACGAAGCCUUCACAGAACCACCUCUCCGAGGUCCUUAAGAACCGCAAUAUGGUGGAUAUAGAAAAUCGUUGUGGUGCUACACUUCUCAGGGAAUGGGACUGUCCAAAGUCCUUGAACAGCAGUAAUACAUUAGUUAGGUCCAUAGUUUAGCAUAAGCCGAAUAAAAGUGCGUUUAACAUUUGUCUGUCACUCUUAUGAGAGUUUUUUUUUAAGUUUUCAAGGAUUCGGUUGGUCUUAAGUGUUUAAAUACCAGAUUCGAUAAUUAUUAUAAUGUAAGGACUGGAAAACAAUGACAGAAAUGACAGCUAGUGAGAAUUAGAUUGAGUUUAUAUAGUUUUAAAAAGUACAUUUUUAGAUUACGGUUACACAUUUUUUAAUCUAGAUAGAUUUACCAAUAAAAAAUACAGAUUACAAAUUUA
Drosophila simulans is the source of this 2608-nucleotide messenger RNA. RefSeq names its product venom acid phosphatase Acph-1. Bases 1013 to 2227 code for a protein of 404 amino acids. Gene Ontology annotation, molecular function: phosphatase activity. Lineage: Eukaryota; Metazoa; Arthropoda; Insecta; Diptera; Drosophilidae. The transcript is spliced from 5 exons. The record is from RefSeq and is a predicted model, not a curated record. Gene Ontology annotation, biological process: dephosphorylation.